UUGAUUUCUAACUAUAGCCAUACCGUCAUUCCAUCUGUUUUCAAGAAAUAGUGGAUUUCUUUGAAAAAGUAUACCUAUUUGGAUGGUAUGAAAGUAAAUGACAGUAUGCUCUAAAACCUAUAAUAGUAGUAAAUUAAUUAUUACACUGCACUUUGUUAUAGCUACAAUCUUUAGAAAUAACUUCGAUUGAUAGAAUUCUUCCCGGUCAUUUCAAUGGUCGAUUAUGUGCUCUGAAGUUAGUGUCCGAGUCAUUUCAUGCUGGCAGAUAAAGAUCAAAAUCCUUCACUCGUAUAGAGACCACCGAGCGUCUAAACCACGAGACUGACCUGGUCUGUCUGCACUCAUGUUUUCUUCUCUACUGUCUAGUCUAGUUGUUUAAUUUGUUCCAGAGUUCUUUGUUGCAACACAUUUUCAUUUUUGGACUCGAGCAUAAAUACAAACGGAAAACUAAUCAAUCAAUUUUCAUUUUAUUUAUUUGAUUUAUUUUGGAUAUUUAUACGUGAUUAGAUCCACCAAUGAAAAAAUGUUUGGCAAACAUUUAUCAGUCAAUGUGGUUUAGAUAGAAUAUAAGGUCUCAGGAUACGUGGAAUUUGAAAUGAUAUACAUAUAUGUGGAGUUGGGAGACAUUCAAUCUCUCUGCAGAAUACAUACAUAGUACCAGCUCCAAGUCCUGAAGCUUUUCUCAUGUGGUGAAGUAAAAGUUGUCCACUCAAUAAAUAGUUCCUUUUGGGAUGCUUUUAAGUGGACUAUAAAUACUCACUCAUCUUCAUUGCUUAUCCCUCAUGUUUUCUUCUCAUCUUCAAAUUCUAUUCUUUUUUCUGGCUACCGAAACUCAACUCAAAUUCCUUCUCUCAAACCCUAAUUUUGAUGUUCUUUGGUCUUGAUUUUUUGUAACACAUUCUACACAAAAACCAAUCUUCUUUUGUUCUGGUCUUACUUUUCCACCGUCACUAAAUAUGUCGUCUGUAGUUUGUCAAAACUUCCAAUCGUGCUUUGAGCCUCGCACCCUAGGUCUCCAAGUGUCCUCAAAUCAACUCGCAUUCUUAUGUGACAUGAGGUCUCCUACAGUAUCAGAAUCCCGUUUUAACACUGAGCAACCUCAUAAGUACUACAAUCACGGCAACAACAACACGUACAAGCAGAAAACUACCAACUCGGAUAGUUGGAGUUGUAUCGAAUCUAUAACCAAAGUUGAUGAAGUAGAUGAAAAGAAAGAAAAGUCGACUUACAUUCAUCCCAUGGUUAAGCGUUCGUCAUCGGCCCUUAGUGGGAAGAGCUUGGAACUAUGCACUGAGACUUUAGGUUGUGAGACAGGUACAAAUGUUGAUGAUGAUGACAAUGUAAGCUUUUCUACUUCUUCAAUGUCAUCAAACUCAGUUGAAAGUUGUAGGAGCCCUGCGAGGAAAACAUCAAAUUCUCAACAGUUUUCAGUGCAUGAGAAGGUAAUAACUAGUCCUCGACGAUCUUUCCCUCCUCCAUUGACUUCAAUCGGCAACAGUAGCGAUUGUAAUGUUCAAUUUAGGCCCCACCGUGAAGGCGGCCGACUAGUUAUCAAAGCCAUCGCUGUUGCAACUUCUCCGACUUGUUUUCAAGCUGAAAGAGUAAAUGGUCGUCUUAGACUUCUCCUAAAGGAACAAGUAUUCAACGAGGACCAAGAAAAUGAAGAAGAAGAAGAUGAUGAAAAUGAAAAUGAUGGCGUCAAGGAAAUGCAUGAAGAAGAGAUAAAUAAGGACUCAAAUGUAAGGGAGGAGAUGGAUGGGAUUAAGGGUGAUGUGGUAAGUGAAAUGGGAAUUGGAAAUCUGCAUAGGCACAGAAGGUGCAAGGAAAGUGGAAACAAAGCAGAAUUGGCAAAAUGGGAUCAUUUUUGCGUGGCUACAUAAGAAAGACAGUACGUCUAACUAGUUAGCUGGCAUAGUACCACCAUCCAGCUGUGCUGUAUUUUUCUUUUCCACAAGUGAACUCUCAUGACACUCAAAUAACAUGGUUAGUUUGUUAGUUAAGGUAGUUAUUGACUAGUGCAGGUAAAAGUGUGCUAAAAACUGAUUGUUGUUUCAACUUCUUGGUAAUGAAAAAUAACAUUUUUACAAAAUCACAAAUA
Molecule: messenger RNA, 2098 nt
Organism: Papaver somniferum (opium poppy)
Lineage: Eukaryota; Viridiplantae; Streptophyta; Magnoliopsida; Ranunculales; Papaveraceae
Product: protein FANTASTIC FOUR 2-like
Exons: 1
Coding region: 957-1880 (307 amino acids)
Source: RefSeq, a predicted model, not a curated record